AUGCUGCAAGAACCCAGCGGAGCAGCCAAGCCUUGCAAGUUGUACAGAUGCCCUGCUCGUGCAGCACCCGCAGAGCAGCCACAGCGAGCGACUUUUGGGGAAGUCCCAGGAUGCAGCACAUGCAUCUCCUCGGAACACAACCAUAGAGCACGAAGGGACCCUGCGCAUGUGCAGGCGCAGCGGAAGCCACCUCCUGAAGGCUGGCAGGCGCAGGCCGGUCAGCUCCUCACGACCCGUGCCACCCAGCGGAAGAGGCAAGAUCAGCGGAACCUGGCAGCCCUCAAGCGCUUUGGGGCAAAAGGCCUCAAGAUUGAGUUCGGAGUCAGCGCGACUGCGGCUCAGUCAGCAGCCGCUGAGGCAGUGGAAGGCACCAACCACUCAGUGCCAGUGUUCUUGACCGACACCAUCCGGGACUUCAAGGAGAAGCUCUCAGAUGCGUGCCGCAGGGAGUCGGAGUUCUGGCGAAACCGCGGCGAUGCGGAUGUCGCAACAAAGUUUUCAGACAUUGAGAUGAACCAUCGCUACUUGGUCAUGGCUCAUGUUCCGUCGAGCAAGGUCGUCCAGAUGCAGAAGAAGAACCUUCAGUCGACUUCGGAAUAUGCCCAUGCGCAGCAGCUGUCGCUGAAUGAUCCCAUGAGUUGGGUGCCCCUGGACUUCGAGAACGCCUUCUCGCAGUAUGUCAGCAAGUUCGGCUUCGGCCACGGCAAAGUGUCGCUGCGUGUGGUCGAAGGCACCGAAGGCUACAAGGCAGUGAACCCUCAUUACCAGGCUUGGCUGGAAGACAAGCGCACUACUACCCUGAAGGACUUGAACGAGGUUGAUCGCUGUUUCGGCUGGGCAAAGUUUGUCCACAAGGUGGAUGGCAAGCAGACGGCUGCAUCCGCAUCAUCCUCUGCCGAGUCCAGGGUGGAGAAGGUGCACAGGCCCGAGCCUGGCGAGUCAGUCGAGUGGCGUCCAGCCAUCAUCCGAAAGGCGAGGGACGGCAGGAAUGACGACUACCAGAACCGCGACUACUUUAGGGUCCAGUGGGUCCACGGCACGCCUGGCAACUCGGAUAACAACUUCUUGCUGCACAAAUCGGCCGUCCUCCUGGCACCCCGCGCGCCGAAGAUUGACGACAACACCCAUUUCAGGCAUCUGGAGGUCCUGAAACAG
Molecule: messenger RNA, 1155 nt
Organism: Symbiodinium sp. CCMP2456
Lineage: Eukaryota; Dinophyceae; Suessiales; Symbiodiniaceae
Source: the annotation of a GenBank genome assembly